Messenger RNA from Nannospalax galili (Upper Galilee mountains blind mole rat), 4986 nucleotides. It is a transcript of the gene Diaph1, whose product is annotated as diaphanous related formin 1. The transcript has 28 exons. The coding region runs from base 277 to 4077 and encodes 1266 amino acids. Gene Ontology annotation, biological process: actin cytoskeleton organization; actin filament polymerization. NCBI's taxonomy places the organism in Eukaryota, Metazoa, Chordata, Mammalia, Rodentia, Spalacidae. The record is from RefSeq and is a predicted model, not a curated record. Gene Ontology annotation, cellular component: cytoplasm; actin filament. Gene Ontology annotation, molecular function: microtubule binding; actin binding; small GTPase binding.
UAGGCCCGCUGGGCAGGUAGUUCGCUUCCGCGGCUUCCCUCCACCCCCCUCCCUUCCCCCAUUGGUAGGGGCUGCGGGUCCGGGCGGAAGUGGGGCAGGCGGGCGGGAGCGAGGCGUCACCGUUGUAUAUUCAUGAGGCGCGCGCAGCUCAGCAUUUUAAUGAGGCGGGGCGCGGCGGCUGGCUGAGAAGGCUGCUGGGCGGCGGCGGCUGCUGGCGCGAGGUGGCCAGGCGCGAGCGGUGGCGGCGCGGGGUCUCUGGCCAGCGCUCACCUGGACAUGGACCCUUCCGGCGGGGGCCUGGGGCCCGGCCGCGGGACCCGAGACAAGAAGAAGGGUCGGAGCCCGGAUGAGCUACCUACGACGGGCGGCGACGGCGGCAAACCGAAGAAAUUUACUUUGAAGCGACUCAUGGCAGAUGAGCUGGAGAGAUUUACUAGCAUAAGAAUUAAGAAGGAGAAAGAAAAGCCCAAUUCUGCUCACCGAAAUUCUUCCUCUUACGGGGAUGAUUCCACAGCACAGUCACUGCAAGAUAUUACAGAUGAGCAGGUUCUGGUUCUCUUUGAACAGAUGCUGGUGGAUAUGAACCUGAAUGAGGAGAAACAGCAGCCUUUGAGAGAGAAGGACAUUGUCAUCAAGAGGGAGAUGGUGUCCCAGUACUUGCAUACUUCCACAGCUGGAAUGAACCAAAAAGAGAGCUCUAGGUCUGCCAUGAUGUACAUUCAGGAGCUAAGGUCAGGCUUGCGGGAUAUGCAUCUGCUUAGCUGCCUGGAGUCCCUUCGAGUCUCUCUCAACAAUAACCCUGUGAGUUGGGUGCAAACAUUUGGUGCUGAAGGCCUAGCCUCCUUAUUAGACAUCCUCAAACGACUCCAGGAUGAGAAAGAAGAGACUUCUGGAAGCUACGAUAGCCGGAAUCAGCAUGAGAUUAUUCGCUGCUUGAAAGCUUUCAUGAACAACAAGUUUGGAAUCAAAACCAUGUUGGAGACAGAAGAAGGAAUCCUACUGCUGGUCAGAGCCAUGGAUCCUGCUGUUCCCAAUAUGAUGAUUGACGCAGCUAAGCUGCUUUCUGCGCUUUGUAUCCUUCCACAGCCAGAGGACAUGAAUGAAAGAGUUUUGGAGGCAAUGACAGAGAGAGCUGAAAUGGAUGAGGUGGAACGUUUCCAGCCACUACUGGAUGGAUUAAAAAGUGGCACCUCUAUUGCACUCAAGGUGGGAUGCCUACAACUGAUCAAUGCUCUCAUCACUCCAGCUGAAGAACUUGACUUCCGAAUUCACAUCCGAAGUGAACUGAUGCGCUUGGGACUGCAUCAAGUGUUGCAGGAGCUUCGAGAGAUUGACAAUGAUGAUAUGAGAGUGCAACUAACUGUAUUUGAUGAACAAGGGGAUGAGGAUAUCUUUGAUUUGAAAGGACGGCUGGAUGACAUUCGCAUGGAGAUGGAUGACUUUGGUGAAGUCUUCCAGAUUCUUUUAAACACAGUGAAAGAUUCAAAGGCAGAGCCACAUUUCCUGUCCAUCCUGCAACAUCUGCUGUUGGUCCGAAAUGACUAUGAGGCUAGGCCACAGUACUAUAAAUUGAUUGAAGAAUGUAUUUCUCAAAUAGUUCUACACAGGAAUGGUACUGAUCCUGACUUCAAGUGCCGGCAUCUCCAGAUUGAUAUUGAGGGACUGAUUGAUCAAAUGAUUGAUAAAACAAAAGUGGAAAAAUCAGAGGCCAAAGCUACAGAACUGGAGAAAAAGCUGGACUCAGAGCUAACAGCCCGUCAUGAGUUACAAGUAGAAAUGAAAAAGAUAGAAAAUGACUUUGAGCAGAAGCUUCAGGAUCUUCAAGGAGAAAAGGAGGCACUGAAUUCUGAGAAGCAGCAGAUUGCUACAGAAAAACAAGACCUAGAAGCUGAGGUGUCCAAGCUGACAGGAGAGGUUGCCAAGCUGUCAAAAGAGCUAGAAGAUGCUAAGAAAGAAAUGGCUUCUCUAGCCGCUGAGGCUGUUGCUCCUUCUGUUCCUAGUAGUGCUGCUGUUCCCCCUGCCCCUCCUGGACACUCUGGCACUGCUAUUCCACCUCCACCUCCACCACCCCCACCCCCACCUCCUCUUCCUGGAGUUAGUACCACUUUCCCACCCCCUCCCCCUCCUUUGCCUGGAAGUGUUGGCCUUCCUAUAUCCUCUUCUUCACCUGCAGGCACUAGCAUCCCUCCACCUCCUCCUUUGCCUGGGAGUGCCAAUAUCCCCCCACCCCCUCCUUUGCCCGGGGUUGCUAGCAUCCUUCUUCCCCCUCCAUUGCCUGAAGAUACUGCUAUUCCCCCACCUCCUCCUUUGCCUGGAGGUGCUAGUAUCCCCCCAGCACCUCCUUUGCUUGGGAGUGCUUGCAUCCCCCCACCGCCUCCCUUGCCUGGAGGAUCAGGACUGCCUCCUCCUCCUCCCCCUCUUCCUGGUGGUUCUGGAAUCCCUCCACCACCUCCAUUUCCCGGAGGCCCUGGCAUUCCCCCACCUCCACCUGGAAUGGGUGUGCCUCCACCUCCCCCCUUUGGAUUUGGAAUUCCUGCAGCCCCAGUUCUGCCAUUUGGAUUAACCCCCAAAAAAGUUUAUAAGCCAGAGGUGCAGCUGCGGAGACCAAACUGGUCUAAGUUUGUUGCUGAAGACCUUUCCCAGGACUGCUUCUGGACAAAGGUGAAGGAAGACCGCUUUGAGAACAGUGAACUUUUUGCCAAACUUACCCUUACCUUCUCUGCUCAGACCAAGACUUCCAAAGCCAAGAAGGAUCAAGAAGGUGGAGAAGAAAAAUCUGUGCAAAAGAAAAAAGUAAAAGAGCUAAAAGUGUUGGAUUCAAAGACAGCACAAAACCUCUCAAUCUUUUUGGGUUCCUUCCGCAUGCCCUACCAGGAGAUUAAGAAUGUCAUCCUGGAGGUGAAUGAGGCUGUUUUGACUGAGUCUAUGAUCCAGAACCUCAUUAAACAGAUGCCAGAGCCAGAGCAGUUAAAAAUGCUUUCUGAACUGAAGGAUGAGUAUGAUGAUCUGGCUGAGUCAGAACAGUUCGGCGUGGUGAUGGGCACAGUGCCCCGCCUACGGCCUCGCCUCAAUGCUAUCCUCUUCAAGCUACAAUUUGGUGAGCAAGUGGAGAAUAUCAAGCCAGAGAUUGUGUCUGUCACAGCAGCAUGUGAGGAGUUACGCAAGAGUGAGAGCUUCUCCAGCCUCCUGGAGAUUACGCUGCUUGUUGGAAACUAUAUGAAUGCGGGUUCCAGGAAUGCUGGUGCUUUUGGCUUCAAUAUCAGCUUCCUCUGUAAGCUUCGAGACACCAAGUCUACAGAUCAGAAGAUGACAUUGUUGCACUUCUUGGCUGAGUUAUGUGAGAAUGACUAUCCUGAUGUCCUCAAGUUUCCUGAUGAGCUUGCCCAUGUGGAGAAAGCCAGCCGAGUUUCUGCUGAAAACUUGCAGAAGAACUUAGAUCAGAUGAAGAAACAGAUUGCUGAUGUGGAACGUGAUAUUCAGAAUUUCCCAGCUGCCACUGAUGAAAAGGACAAGUUUGUGGAGAAAAUGACCAUCUUUAUGAAGGAUGCACAGGAACAAUAUAACAAACUGCGAAUGAUGCACUCUAACAUGGAGACUCUGUAUAAGGAGCUAGGUGACUACUUCGUCUUUGACCCCAAGAAGUUGUCUGUGGAAGAAUUCUUUAUGGAUCUGCACAACUUUAGGAAUAUGUUCUUGCAAGCAGUCAAGGAGAACCAGAAACGCCGGGAAACAGAAGAAAAGAUGCGGCGAGCAAAACUAGCCAAGGAGAAGGCAGAAAAAGAGCGGCUGGAGAAACAGCAGAAGAGAGAGCAACUCAUAGACAUGAAUGCAGAGGGUGAUGAGACAGGUGUGAUGGAUAGUCUUCUAGAAGCUCUGCAAUCAGGGGCAGCAUUCCGAAGGAAGAGAGGACCCCGUCAGGUCAACAGGAAGGCCGGGUGUGCAGUCACAUCUCUGCUAGCUUCAGAGCUGACCAAGGAUGAUGCCAUGGCUGCUGGUCCUGCUAAAGUGUCCAAGAAAAGUGAAGGAGUACCCACAAUCCUUGAAGAAGCCAAGGAGCUGGUUGGCCGGGCAAGCUAAGCUGGGAUCCUUGGCCAUGGCAGCUCCUAAAUGGAGCCCAGACUGUCCCACCUGUGGCAUGUGCCUAAGGGGUCAAGGGGCUGUCCCUCUGCAGUGGCCACUCCAUCACCUGACCCUGUCUUUCUGUCUGGCCUGCUGCUCUCUAAACAUCAUAUCCAGCUUCAGCUGCCUGGAGGCCAAAAGGAAAGAACAGUAUGGGGGUGGCUUGAGCCUAGCCCAGCCAGCCCUGGCUGUUGUAUUACCAAAGCAGGGUCCAUGUUUGCUGCCUUAACCCUGUCUCCUCUCUGUUACCCAGGGGGCCUGGUCUCAGACAAGACCCAGCCUGCUUUGUCAGCCCAUUUUCUAGUGGGCCUUCCCCUAGGUCAAUCUUGAUGAAUUUGUGCUUUUCUUUUGUGGUUUCUCUGGCCCUGAGAAUAGCAUGGGACUUGUGAACCUUUGGGCUAGAUCCUUCCUUACACUGCUGUCACCUCUGCUCUUCUUCCUCCUGGCUGUUGUUAUUUAUUAUUAGUGCUGUGGCAUCGGGAGCUGCUUCUGUGGAAUCAGGAAGCAAAUCCCACCCUUUCCCUACCUUCCUGGGAAAGGUCUCCCAGGCAAAGGGUCUUGACCACUCUUAUUUGUUCCACUGUGGCCCAGGCCUGAGCUGGAGGCAGGUACCUAGGGCGUAGUGACAGUGUGGGGCCUGCCCACUGCCAGGCUUUGUGCCCUUGCCUCGCUGGACCCUCUGUACCAGCCCCUUGGCCAUUGAGCCCCUCCUCAUGCCUUCCCCAGAGAUUUGAUGCAUCUCAUUUGGAGUGUGGGCUGUAGUGUGACCAUCCUAACACCUCACCCUUUGUCUCCAAGGAAAUGGGAGGUGGAGCCUCCUGGCUAAGAAAUUGUUUUGCAAAUGGAUCUAUUUUUAUAUGAAAAAAA